This is a messenger RNA of Cylicostephanus goldi, 183 nucleotides long. The record is from the annotation of a GenBank genome assembly. NCBI's taxonomy places the organism in Eukaryota, Metazoa, Nematoda, Chromadorea, Rhabditida, Strongylidae.
AUGGAAUACAUUUUCCGAAAGAAGAGCGAAAACAGACGUGCCAAGCAGCUUGCUGACCAAGCUCAAGCUCGACGUGACAAGAAUAAGGAAGCCCGCAAGAGGAGGGAGGAACGCCAGCAUGCUAAGCGAACCGAGCUACUUCGCAAGAUUUCGGAAAGUGAAAAGAUGGCUGAGCAGAAGUGA